AUGGCUGAGGCAAGAUCGAGUUUUAGUGGAUCUUCUUCGGAACAACAUGGCGUUAGUGCAGCCGAUGAAGCGGAUGAUCUUGAACUUCUACAACGUGUAGAAAAACUCGAACGUGAAAUUCUCCAAUUACAACUUGAAAACAGUCUUUACGAGCAGAAUUUGGAACGGAAAAAAGCUGAACCUAUCUCACUAUUGGCAUCUGGAACAUCCCAAGUAAUUACACCAGCUGGUUCGUCUCAAGAUCUGUCGACAGUCGGCGGAGGUGGUACUCGAGGUGAUCGUCUAUCCCGCAAACGAUCGAAAUCACGGAGUACGCAAGGCGAUUUUCGUAUUCAGUUAACCAUCGAACAAAAAAUCGAGAUUAUCCAUGCGGAAUACGAACAAAUGAAAGCUGACCGAAAUCGACAAGAAGCAAAGAGCGAAAAGACCAUACAUCAACUAGAAUCGGAUUUGGAAUGGACAGAGGUUGAACUGAGCGAUUUUAAUUCGGCGAUUGACGAGUUUGUUAAAACCAAAAAGAAUUCAACUGAUCAACGUACAAAAAAGUUCAUCGGUGAAAAAAUCGAACGUUAUUUCAAUGAACGGAUUAAGAAUCGCGAGUCUCUAACGAAUAAAUUACGUGAUCGAUCGACCGGUUUGAAGAGGAAAAUUAUUCGGCUGGAUAAUCAACUGCGGCAAAAAGAAGAAACGGGAGAUAAUUUGCACGAAGUCGAUUUUAAUCAAUUGAAAAUCGAGAAUAAACAAUACUUAGAUAAAAUUGAUGAGAAAAAUCACGACCUCAUCUUACUAAAACAGCAAGUUGGCAAAGCAACGCAAUCGUUGAAUCGACUGAAGGAUGAUUUACACCGACAGAACAAAGAAUUAGCAGAGAUUGAACAACGUAUACAGAAACAGGUGAACUUACGUGAACAUUCCGAACAUGACAUGGACAAUGCGGGUAAAGAGCAUGGCCGCGUGGCGAAAAUUCAUAGCCAUCUGGCUGAACAAACGGAGAAUUAUCGUGUACCAGAAGUAAUCGAUUAUGUCAAGAAAAAGGCUUUGCUCUACAAUCUUCAACGUGAUUGUGAAGUUUGGGAAAGAAAAGUUGAAAUAGCUGCGAUGGCCUUACAACAAUCGAAACAACAAUGGCAGUCACUUCAACGUACUGUCCAAUAUCAGAAUAGCACGACUACGUGGAAAAAUGAACUUCAAGCACGAUAA
Molecule: messenger RNA, 1200 nt
Organism: Adineta ricciae
Lineage: Eukaryota; Metazoa; Rotifera; Eurotatoria; Adinetida; Adinetidae
Source: the annotation of a GenBank genome assembly